GGCUGAUGGGGCCAGGAUCUGAGCGCCCAGUCCAGCUUGGCAACUCGGCCGGACCCGACCCCCUGAGGGCAGCAGCACCAUGGCCAGCCCAAGAACCAGAAAAGUUCUUAAAGAAGUCCGGGCACAAAAUGAGAACAAUGUUUGCUUUGAGUGUGGUGCAUUCAAUCCUCAGUGGGUCAGCGUGACUUAUGGCAUCUGGAUCUGCCUGGAAUGCUCUGGGAGACACCGUGGGCUUGGGGUGCACCUCAGCUUUGUGCGCUCUGUAACAAUGGACAAAUGGAAGGACAUUGAGCUUGAGAAGAUGAAGGCUGGUGGCAACGCUAAGUUCCGAGAAUUCCUGGAGGCACAGGAGGACUAUGAGCCUAGCUGGUCCUUGCAGGACAAGUACAGCAGCAGAGCUGCAGCACUCUUCAGGGAUAAGGUGGCUACUUUGGCAGAAGGUAGAGAAUGGUCUCUGGAGUCUUCACCUGCGCAGAACUGGACCCCACCUCAGCCCAAGACGCUGCAACUCACUGCCCACCGAUCCUCUGGCCAGCCACAGAAUGUGACUGCCUCUGGGGACAAAGCUUUUGAAGACUGGCUGAAUGAUGACCUCGGCUCCUAUCAGGGGGCUCAGGAGAAUCGCUAUGUGGGGUUUGGAAACACAGUGCCACCUCAGAAGAGAGAAGACGACUUCCUCAACAAUGCCAUGUCAUCCCUAUACUCGGGCUGGAGCAGUUUUACCACGGGGGCGAGCAAGUUUGCUUCUGCAGCGAAGGAAGGCGCUACAAAAUUUGGAUCCCAAGCAAGUCAAAAGUUUUGGGGUUACAAGCAGCAGUCAGAGCCGGCCUCGGAGUUGGGCCACAGCCUGAAUGAGAAUGUUCUCAAGCCUGCACAGGAAAAGGUGAAGGAGGGAAGGAUUUUUGAUGAUGUGUCCAGUGGGGUCUCUCAGUUGGCAUCCAAGGUCCAGGGAGUUGGCAGUAAGGGAUGGCGUGAUGUCACUACUUUUUUUUCCGGAAAAGCUGAAGACACUUCAGACAGACCCGUGGAAGGCCACAGCUACCAAAACAACAGCGGAGACAACUCCCAGAACAGCACCAUAGACCAGAGCUUCUGGGAGACCUUCGGGAGUGCUGAGCCCCCCAAGGCCAAGUCCCCGAGCAGUGACAGCUGGACCUACGCAGAUGCCUCAACAGGGAGGAGGAGCUCGGACAGCUGGGAUGUUUGGGGCUCAGGUUCCGCAUCCAACAACAAGAACAGCAAUAGCGAUGGCUGGGAGAGCUGGGAGGGAGCCAGUGGGGAGGGCAGGGCAAAGGCCACCAAGAAGGCAGCCCCAUCCACGGCCAUCGAUGAGGGCUGGGACAACCAGAACUGGUAGGAGCCUUGCUGCACCUUGACCCCGGCCCUUCUGGGAGACUGCCGUGUUUGCACUUUACCCUCUUGUUCCUCCUUCAUUUGACCUCAGUGUGAAGACAGUGGCUCAGGCGGGACUUGAGUUGGUGCUGCCUGCCUGGUGUGGGGUGGCUUUCUCUUAGGCCUCAGCAGACAUGUCAUCCACCUGCCUCUCAGGUCCUCUGAGCAGCUUCCCUGGACUCUGGGUUCUUGGGAACCAGGUACUUUCUCUGCAGCCCUAAGACUGCAGUCCUGUGUAAUGUCAGCCAAGCCAGACAUCUGAUUUCCUUGAAAUGUCUUUUAAGACUUGAAAGGUUUGCUCCAGUUCUUUCUUGAAGAAAAUGCCUGGAGUCCUAGAGCUGGAAAUGAAGUGACAAAAGCAAUACUGGAGCUCACACUGCCACCGACACGCUCACCUAAGUCCACAUCAUGUGGUCUGUGCUGUGAAACUCACUUUGUGACCCUCUGCCUUUCCUGCAUCAGCCUGUCCAACUCUCCACAGAUGCUCAACACAAAGCAGAUUGGGCUCUUGUCCUCCUGGACACCUGACUUGAACUUGGCCAGCCCUGGACAGCUCAGUAAUAAGGAAAAGAGAGGAAAGGGCUGGGAGCAUUUUUCAGCCUAUCUGUGGCUCCUACCCGGUACCGGACAGCCUGAGCGUGGAAGGUGGGCUGCGGGGCCAACUGCCACUGCCAGGGUCAGGCAUCUUGAUGGGAACCCUCCAUCCAGGCAGAGCACUUGUUAGUAUUUUGCCGUGUACUGUGUCUGUGACAGCUCAGGCCGCCUCCCAGCCUGCUCAGGGUCAGAGCACACUUGGUCAAGUCUCCUCAGCAUGCAGCUGUCUUUCUAGAUUACCCCAUUUCCCACCCUGUGGACUUUGUGGAACACCGCGGUUGAGACCCAUGUGCUAUCAAUGGUUGGUGUGACAGCCUUUCCCUCCCAGGAUUCCAUGACCGCUGUGUGCUGUGGCUGGAGAGACCAGCUGCAUCUCUUGUCUCCUUAAACCCACUCCUGUCUGACCCUCAGUUUGACCAGCAGUGCAUGACCUGAA
Molecule: messenger RNA, 2422 nt
Organism: Psammomys obesus (fat sand rat)
Lineage: Eukaryota; Metazoa; Chordata; Mammalia; Rodentia; Muridae
Gene: Arfgap1
Product: ADP ribosylation factor GTPase activating protein 1
Exons: 14
Coding region: 80-1357 (425 amino acids)
Biological process (GO): regulation of ARF protein signal transduction; regulation of endocytosis
Cellular component (GO): Golgi membrane
Molecular function (GO): GTPase activator activity
Source: RefSeq, a predicted model, not a curated record